This is a messenger RNA of Penicillium chermesinum, 789 nucleotides long. Its product is annotated as putative glycosyl hydrolase. The record is from RefSeq and is a predicted model, not a curated record. The coding region runs from base 1 to 789 and encodes 262 amino acids. The transcript has a single exon. Gene Ontology annotation, biological process: carbohydrate metabolic process. NCBI's taxonomy places the organism in Eukaryota, Fungi, Ascomycota, Eurotiomycetes, Eurotiales, Aspergillaceae.
AUGACGCAGGGCACCGCAGGCCUGUACGGCGACGGCUUCCAUAUCAGUGGCUGGCGCGGCAAGACAGACCCCGGCACCGGGAAGUGCGAUGAUCUGAAUCACAUGGUGUAUACGUACAACCAGGGUGUUGUCCUCAGCGGGCUGCGCGGUCUCUGGCUCGCGACAGGCUCGCAGGACUAUCUACGCGAUGGCCAUGAGCUCGUGCAUGCGGUGCUGCGGGCCACGGGCUGGCCCCAGACUUCGAAGCGGUGGGCUGGGCUCGGCCGUGCAGGCGUGCUUGAGGAAGCAUGCGAUUCGCACGGUAGCUGUUCGCAAGACGGGCAGACGUUCAAGGGCAUUUUCUUUCAUCAUCUGGCUGAGUUCUGUCGGCCGUUGCGGCCGCAGGAGGAGCGAUUCUUGGGGGGUCAGACGCAGCGGCCCGCUGUGGAUGAUAAGGACUGGGCUCGUGUUUAUAGUCGCCAUCUGGAGCGGUGCAAGGCGUAUGGGCCUUGGAUCGAGCACAAUGCGCGAGCGGCGCUCAUGACAAGGGAUGAUGAAGGGAAAUUUGGUUCGUGGUGGGGACUGCCCUUUGGGUACACUGUAGAGGAGGGGAUUGUCAAUAGUAGCGUCUUAGCCGAGGGAUCGAUUGAUUAUCGGAAUGAUGAGGAUGAAGGUGAUGUUCGGGUCUCUCAGGGAGUGCCGAGGGACUUCAAUGACCGCGGUCGCGGCCGGACGGUGGAAACACAGUCUGGUGGUGUUUCAGUGCUGCGGGCUUUAUUGCAGUGGCAGACACUGGGUGCCAUAUCCUGA